AUGACUUCAGUCGUUAAAGAAGGCUAUAUUGAAAUAUGGUCUGAAGAAAAUAAAUCGUUUCGCCCAAUUUACGCUAAGUUAAAUAGCAAUGGAGAUUUUCAGUGGCAAGAUUCAGCUGAUUCUCCAUAUCCUAUUCGCAGCAUCGACAUAAAAGCCGUUACUGCGUUUCUAGCCUUCGGUGCAGUUCUGAAUCAAGUUCCACGUAAACCACAAUCUUUUACCGAGUCCGACGUUGAUCGAAGCUUUGGUAUUCCGCACGAAUCUAAUCCUGAUACGGCUGUUACAUUUUUCAGAUGUAUUAACAAGACUGAAAUGGGGGCAUGGUUGGAAUGCUUUAACAAAUUGUUGUUUGACAACGUUGGUUCCAGUCAACCACAAAUCGUUUCUCAAAAUGUUUCCGCGGUCUCUGCUGGGCCAUAUGAUUCUUACGGACCUUAUCCUCCCCUUCAACCUAAUUCCGGUCCACCGCCCCUCCCCGGAACAUUUGGUCUUUAUCCUGGGCCAAGCCAACCUGCAGGCUAUCCACCCAUGCAACCCCAACCCAUGGGAGCUCCCUACGGAGGAGUUCCAAUGCAACCAGUACCCUCUGGUGCUUCUUAUGGAGCCUAUCCACAACCACCUAAUGCUUACCCACCUCCAGGAGUUCAGCCUGGGCCUAGUUAUCCGGGUGGCGUUGCUGGCGGUUGCUAUCCAGGGGGCCAGCAAUAUCCUGGUGGCCAUCAGCCAAUGGCGCCUGGUCAACAAGGUCAGAAUGUGAUGUAUGACAAGAAGGGAAAGCCCUAUACCAUUGUCUACAAGAACGGAAAGCCUAAGAAGAAGAAGUGGAAGAAAGCAGCUUUGGGUAAGUUUGAGUUAUGGUUAUAUGGGUGUUUGUUCAUGUUCACUUUGUUGUUUAUGGACUUGAUUGGCUUUCUACUGUGUUAA
This is a messenger RNA of Rodentolepis nana, 924 nucleotides long. The record is from the annotation of a GenBank genome assembly. Lineage: Eukaryota; Metazoa; Platyhelminthes; Cestoda; Cyclophyllidea; Hymenolepididae.